Fusarium keratoplasticum is the source of this 738-nucleotide messenger RNA. Its product is annotated as PARP catalytic domain-containing protein. Gene Ontology annotation, molecular function: NAD+ poly-ADP-ribosyltransferase activity. The record is from RefSeq and is a predicted model, not a curated record. Lineage: Eukaryota; Fungi; Ascomycota; Sordariomycetes; Hypocreales; Nectriaceae. Bases 1 to 738 code for a protein of 245 amino acids. The transcript has 6 exons.
AUGUCCAACGUCUGCUUGCAAUGUCGCUAUUACCCCAAAGACCCGACACAUACCUUUUGUUGCAAAGAUUGCGCUAGAAAGGCUGCCAACAAUGCCCCAAGCCUGAUUGAGAUUCCAAGUGACCAUGUCAUGUACCUCAACGCCGCUUCCGCCUUUUACGAGGGCUGGAACGGAACGCCACCACCUAUCCGGAUCAUCUACCUAGUCACCUGGACCCGAGAGUCUCGUAAUGAGUUUGAGGUGUACCGUGACCAAAUCGAGAGCCGUGGAAACUUUAUCGCCAUGGGCAAGUAUGCAGGCAACGAGCGGAAACGGUUCCGUGGUGCCGAGAGAGCUUGCACUAUUGGCGAGGAUGGCAACGCCACAAUGUGCUACAACGGUGAUUGUAAGCUUUGUGAGGCGCUUCGAGAAGGAUUCAGACCAUAUCUGGACCUCAAACGCCGUACUGGAUACCACGGCACCAGGCUAGGCCCUGGACUCUAUUCAACCUACGACACGUCCAAGGCUGCAAAAUACGCCAUCAACAAAGUUCCCUCCCAUGUCCAUGCGUUGAUGCUCUGCCGAGUCGUGCUAGGGAAUUCGUACGUUACAGAGCACGAGAUGCCUUAUCUCCAACAACCGCCACAUGGAUAUGACUCGGUUUACGCGAGGCCGGGGCCGUACAGUCAGUUCAACACGGAUGAACGUGUUGUUUAUACAUCACGAGCCAUGCGACCGGCGUAUUUGAUCAUCUACUAG